This is a messenger RNA of Oncorhynchus kisutch (coho salmon), 4492 nucleotides long. Its product is annotated as pinin. The record is from RefSeq and is a predicted model, not a curated record. The transcript has 4 exons. The coding region runs from base 1252 to 3402 and encodes 716 amino acids. Lineage: Eukaryota; Metazoa; Chordata; Actinopteri; Salmoniformes; Salmonidae.
AGUUCCCUGUUCUGCCCUGCGUGGUAUUACAGUGAGCCCGUAUAUACGAAAGUUGCAUUUGCCAUUUAUUACUUAGCUAAUAAAAAAUACAUAGUAUAAAAUCGGUGACUCAUUGUUAUAUUUAUCCUGAUACCAGAUUCUAAUUUACGCAACUCUAACAGGUUCCAAAACACCAUAGAAGAAUAAAAAGAAGAAGCACAAAAACGGGGAUAAAAGCUCCAGAAUUUGUUUAGAGUGAGGGGGUCAGGGUGAAGUAGCUGUGGUGAGGAUCGCCGAGUUCGUCCCGCGUCCCAAGGAUGAUUUUGGCCCAGUGGGAGUGACAUUUGUGAAGAGAAUGGAUCCUUGCUUUUUGGUUGAUCCAUAAAUGGUGUGGACUCGUGAUGAUUUAUUGUGUUUCCUCCACCCAGAGGGAGAGGGCGCUCCGGAUUACGAGAUAAGGGAUAAGGAUUGUGAUGGGUUUUACUCUCUGGAGCAUGGCGCUGUUGAAAGGAUGGAAUAUGUUGUUUCUUAACAUGACAGUGCAUUUUGUAUUUGAUUGAGCUCUAUUUAGAUUAGGCUAUUUGAUCGGAGAAACCUGUAUGAUGUGAAAAGUUGUGGGGUGAUCAUGGGGCUGGAGAUGCGAGGUGUCAGGUGAGAGAAAGGCAGAUUGAGGUUGCCAGGGUUACAGUAGUACAGGAAGUGUGGUAUGCUGAAGCAGGGAAGAGAGUGGUUGAGGAACAUGGGUACAGGGUGAGGGAUCCUGAGAGGAUUCCUGUGAGAGAUCAAGAGACUGUGAUGGGAAGAAUAUUUGCUUCAGCAAGGUGGGCUUUUUAUCAUUUAUAGUCGUGGUCGUCAAUUGUACUGCAGAAAUGAAUUGAAAGUCACAGAAAAUAGAGGUUGUGGUGGCAGUGGUAGAGAAGUACUUGGGAUUGCGAGAAUUUACUGCAGAACAGCUGCAGGGGGAGUGGUAGGGUUUUGUCUUCUCAACCCACUGGUCUAGAGUUGGACUAGAUAGGGUUCAAUAGUGGAAUGGGUGGCAAUUUCCAUUUUCCCCAAUAUUGUAUUAUUGUAUCAAAGAAGGUAGACCGUGAAUGGACUCACACCCCUCUCUUCCCUACAGUAGGUGGCGGUGUAUGCACCUUAAAGUUGGAUGCAAUCCAACAACCAAAUCCAAAAGAAGAAGAAUUAAAGCAGGAAGUGAAUAGCUAGAGAGUUGGUUUAUUUUCCUCAUUGACAUGUGGCUUUAUAGACCCUAAAAUUACCAAAUUACAGAUGGAGUUGAAUACGUUUCUGACUCAGCGGUUAACAGCGGCUGCUGUGGAGAUAUCGGCUGUCUUUGAAAAAAAAUGUGUCGAGUACCGGGUAGAAAUCUCCCGUUCGAAGGAGGAGAACAAACGUCUACAGCGGCUGUUGGAUUUGGUUUUCCACCCGGAAAUCAAGUUACGUCGAGCAGACUCCCAGCAGCUCUCUCUUCCUGCCUCUGAAGAGGAGGUUCCCCCUGAACAGCAGCACUGUGAGCAGGAGAGUAGCCCCAGGCAGGAGGACCCAGAGCACACACAGAUUAAAGAGGAACAGGAGGAACUCAGGACCAGUCAGAAAGAAGACCACCCUCAAGGGCUGAAACCUGAUACCAAAGACAUCUUAAUCCCUGCCUGUGUGAAAAGUCACUAUGAACAGGACCCACCUCUGCCCUCACAUCUUGACCAAACCUUGGAGAACAGAGAGAGGGACUCUCUACCCACCAACAAAACUGAACAGAUCAAAACAGAACCUGAUGGAGAGGAUUACAGCAUAUCAGAACCAACCAGGGACUCUCAGCUCCAGCUCCUUCCCCAGGUAGGAAACAUAGAAGAACGUGUUGAUGGGAUGGAGAGACCCAUUCCCCCUCCCUUCUCUCCAGACUCCCAGCAGCCCUCUCUCCCUGUCUCUAAAGAGGAGGUUCCCCCAGAGCAGCAGGAGAGAAGUCCCAGGCUGGGUCUGGAGGAACCAGAGUCCACAAAACAAGAGGAACUCUGGACGAAUCAGGAGGAACAGCAGCUGGAAUCUGACAGCAGCGUAUCAGAACCAACCAGUGACUCUCAGCUCCUCUCUGCAGUAAAUCCAGACUGUUCUGCAGCUCAGAGUGAAAACAGAGUAUCAGAACCAACCAGUGACUCUCAGCUCCUCUCUGCAGUAAAUCCAGACUGUUCCGCAGCUCAGAGUGAAAACGGUAAAGUUCAUCAGAGUCCCAGCACUUCUUCAGAACAAGAUUCUAGUAACGUGGAAUCAAAUGAAGCAUCUAGUUUCUCUACCUGGAGUGAGGAAAACAUCUCAGUAACAGACAGCAACUCUUCAGACAGUAGCUCCUGCACUAAAGAAGACUCUGAGACACAGCGACCAGCGAAGAGAACAUGCCAUUCUAGUGGUGUGGUGAACGAACCAUCUGAUUUGUCCAACUUAUGUGAUGAAAACACCCCGGGGACUGAGAUCAGCCCUUCAGACGGGAACAAAGACAUGAACAUCCAAACAGACUCUGGGGCUCAUAAUCCAGCUAAGAGGAUCUGUCAGAGGGUGCAUGAUGUUGCCGUAGCAAGACGUGGGAGUGGAGAGAUGGGCUCCUGUUCCCGUCCCAAAGUGCCAGGAUCCACUCGAUGUUACACUCACUGCUUGCACUGUCAAGGUCUGUACAUUCGAAAGUCACUACGGAAGCAUGUCAGAUACUGCCCUCUGAACCCCAAAGCUGAAAAACCAAAACCUGGACCAAAGAUGAGGAUUCAGUCAGCAAUGGCGUUUAAGAUGCGUCCUCAACCCGACUACGUCAGCACAGGUCUUUGGAAGAUAGUUUGUGGUAUGAACUCCGGCCGAGUUUCAUUUGUGGUUAGAAAUGACAAAUGUAUCCUCCUCAUGGGAGAGGAGCUGUACAACAAACUACAGCCAGAUGACAGAAGAAACAAAUACAUUCAACAAAGAAUGAGAGAGGUGGCAAGACUCCUCAUCACGGCCAGGACGUGUACACCUCUGAUGUGCUUUGAGGACUUGGUCAUACCUAGUAAUUUACCUCACGUCAUCACGGCAGUGAGAGCUGUUGCUGGCUACAACGAGGAGAACAAAACAUAUGACCGUCCGACGCUGGCUGUUCAAAUGGGAUACAACUUAAUGAACAUUGGCAACGCUGUGGAAUCCUGUGCGUUGACGUCAGGGCGACACAAAGUCGCGGAGUCUGCUGGCAAAUUCAAAGGUUUCAAGUGGAAUGAGGUUGUUUUGGCUGGAGCACUGUCCACUCUCAGUGAACCCCAAAAUAAAUGCUCCCAGCCGGCCCGUCUCCCAGCUGAGCCGGCGCCCAGCAAACCCGUCACACAGGUGCCCAGCAGGCCCGUCUCCCAGCGGAGCCGGCGCCCAGCAAACCUGUCACACAGGCGCUCAGCCGGCCUGCCUCCCAGCUGAGCCGGCGCUCAGCAAUCCCGGCGCACAGGCACCCAGGCGACCCGUAGCACAGGCACCCAGGCGACCCGUAGCACAGGCGCCCAGCCGAGCCAAAGAAACACUGUGAGAUUAAAGAGGAUCGUUGAUGAGGGAGCAGCAGUAGAGAAACACAUAAUGUCGUUCAUAAAGAGUGGCCAAGUUCCUGAAAAGAGGGACUGCCUCAAAUGCCUCCAGUCAGAACCUGUGGCGCUCAAAAGCAGAAACUGGUCGGGCAUUAAGUUCUAUGCAACUAGAAUCUAACGGAGACGGAGUGCUGCAGCAAACUUGGGAGAACGCGGGGUCUUCAAAUCAGGUCCAGAGACUGUCAACGCAACACCUUAGCCAUUGCGUUUCCCAGUCAGACUUCGAACCAGCCAGGGAUUUGAACCAGCAACUUUGUGUGUGGUGGGGGGGUUACAGGUACCAAUAUUUAAAUUCAUAUUCUGUUCAUAUAUUUUAUAUUCAUUUAGUUCACACAUUGUACCUAUGGGUUGCCACUAAAAACAUUGAAGAAGAAAUGAACUUUGCCAUUUCCUGGUUGGUAAAAUUCUAAUGGUAAACCUAAUUUCAGUUUGUGACAAAACAAGCAAGUAUAGUAUAGACUACAGGAUCAUUGUACCAUCUAAACCGCCGUGAAACAAUAUAUUUUCCAAAAACAAAAAUAUAUUAUUUUUUCGUCUGUUUUGAAGCUGAAAACAAAACUGAAAGUAAAAGACGCAAAAACGAAACUUAAGAACGGGAAGCAUAGAAAUAGGGCACAUAGAACAGAUCUACCGGGCUUCCUAGACUCACUUUCAAUGAGAGUGACAGAUCUAUAACUGUGUAAGUAGAGAUGGAGUCCUCCAUCGGGAUCUUGAGAGGCAGUAGGGCUCAUUUUGGUUUUUAUACAUUUUUGUAAUUUGAGAUUAAACCGAAUUUUUAUCUAUGAUCUUCAAUGCAUUUGGGAGCGAUAGAGAUACAUUGUCUAGAUAUAGUACAAUAUCGUCUGCGUAUUGAUGUUAUUUUCUUUGAUUGAUGAAUGGCCUGGGCCAGUGGGUUCCCAUGGAUAAUAAAAUAACAAAGGAGAAAUUGA